Messenger RNA from Sander lucioperca (pikeperch), 1488 nucleotides. RefSeq lists its product as uncharacterized. The record is from RefSeq and is a predicted model, not a curated record. The coding region runs from base 101 to 634 and encodes 177 amino acids. The transcript is spliced from 2 exons. Lineage: Eukaryota; Metazoa; Chordata; Actinopteri; Perciformes; Percidae.
AUCAGUACAGCUCAUUUGCAAAUAAACCAGUGUUUCAUGAGCUACAGCAGCAGGAAGACACCGUAAGUCUACUGUUUGCUUCAGAGUGGAACAUUGUUGGAUGUUAACUUCAGGCUCAGAGGAAGCAUCCUUGUGUCGUAUGCUCACUGAGGUUGUUGGCUGUUGUUUAGCAGGUCACUCAGAGUUGUGGAGUUAUACAGAGCAGGUCGUCCUGUUUAGAUUUUUAUCACUCAACAUGAGUAAGUUUCACAGUGAGCUGACUCAGAGGGAGCAGGACUUGCUAAAGAUCCGUCGCGACAGCGACACUAAGGCUGCCGAACUUGUCAAGAUGGAGAAGAUGCUGGAGCAGACAAAGAACCUGUUUGACAAGAAGACAGAGUCUGGUUCAGAUAGCAUGGGCUACCAGGAGAACAUGGUGGAAGACCUGGAGGAAAAAGUGCGCUCCAGCAGACGACACAGGAGAAACUCCCUCCAUCACACACAGAUGCUGGAGAGCCAGAUGAAAACAGUGAAAGGCGAGCUGGUGGGCACACUGGACCAUCUUCAGGAACUGAGGAACGUCUUGCGUCGUUCACAGCAGAAAGCAGAAGAGCGCAAAGCUGCGAUGGAGAAGCUGGCAGCAGGGCUCAGGUAAAGCUUUAAUACACCAACUGAAUGUCUGACCUGAGGUUCUUGACCCUGCCAACCAAACUGCAGAGUUUACAGAAAACAAGACCGCACCCAUAUGCUGGUAAAAAAAAGAAAGAGACUUGAGCCGCUGCAUUGGUCUUCUCUCUGUUCUCCUCCAUCACUGCAGUAAGGCCAUUGUAUUGCAUCCAAAGACUGAACUGAAAAGACUAUAUCCGUGGUAUUUCACAACCUGCCUUUAACAAUCGUCUAAAGUAACUUUUUCUUCCUCUUAUUGCCCAUUUUUGUCCCACUCUUAUUAUUCUCAUAUUUUGAAGGCUUUGUGUUGACAUGCUUUGAAUUUGUAUGUUGUUGCCCAGAACUUGGGCUUCUCUAUGUCUUCUAGAAACAAUCUGAGCGAUGAUUCUAAAUCCUGCUGCUUAUCCCAUAAGGGAACCAUCCGUUUUAAAACUACUCUGCAGCCCUGGAGAUCACCUCAAUGUUAUUCAUGAACCCAAUUGUAUUGAAUUUAUUCCUGCCCAUAAUAUCAUGUAUAUGGUGUUUUCUAAUGUAAAUCUUAAUCUUAUGAUGUUAUUACAUUCUUAGACACUGAUCAGUCUCAUGUUGUAUGCAUUGUUUCUUGGACAAUCUAUAUUUGUAUGCAAAUCUACAAUAUAACAACAGCACAGAGAUAAUUUUUGCUUUAAUAUCUUUGUAGGACUGGCAUAUACCAAUUUGUCUUUUAAAUGAACUGUUUGAUAAUGUAUUGUCAGAAGUGCAAAAAUAAAUCAUCCUGAGAUGUAAACAUUACAUUUUGUAUUACAGACAGAUCUGAAGAGUUUUAAACAGAGAAAAACACAGUGGCCUAGUUUUUUUCCCUCU